AUGGCGGACGUCGACACCCCCGUCACCCUGCGAACUCGCAAGUUCAUCCGUAACCCCCUGCUUGGCCGUAAGCAGAUGGUCGUUGACAUCCUCCACCCCGGCCGUGCCAACAUCUCCAAGGAUGAGCUCCGCGAGAAGCUUGGCUCCCUCUACAAGGCCACCAAGGACCAGAUCAACGUCUUCGGCCUCCGCACCCAGUUCGGUGGCGGCAAGACCACUGGUUUCGCCCUCGUCUACGACUCCCCCGAGGCCAUGAAGAAGUUCGAGCCCCACUACAGACUCGUCCGCGUCGGCCAGGCCAGCAAGAUCGAGAAGGCCAGCAGACAGCAGCGCAAGCAGCGCAAGAACCGCAUGAAGACUCUGCGCGGUACGGCGAAGGUCAAGGGUGCCAAGAAGAAGAAGGAAUAA
Messenger RNA from Colletotrichum navitas, 408 nucleotides. Its product is annotated as ribosomal protein S24e. Lineage: Eukaryota; Fungi; Ascomycota; Sordariomycetes; Glomerellales; Glomerellaceae. The transcript is spliced from 3 exons. Gene Ontology annotation, biological process: translation. Gene Ontology annotation, cellular component: ribosome. Gene Ontology annotation, molecular function: structural constituent of ribosome. Bases 1 to 408 code for a protein of 135 amino acids. The record is from RefSeq and is a predicted model, not a curated record.